GAAAACCCAACUAACUCCACUUUCAACUUCAACUCUCACUCUAAGAUUCUCUUAAGUAGCAGACAUGCGGUGGCCGGCGCAGCCGGCGAAGAACGUCGGCUUGGGCGUCGCCGCCAUGUCAUACGUGGCCAUCGACUACCUUCGCCACCUGUCCCCGGCGUGGCACUCGCGGCUGCAACCGGUGCUCUGGUCCCUCCUCGCCCUCACGGCCGUGGCUCGCGUCCCCUCCUACCGGCACUGGUCUGCGGAGUUCCGCGCGGUGGUUCCCUUCGUCGCCUCCAUGCUCUUCAUGCUUGCCGCUCUCCUCUUCGAAGCCCUCUCCGUUCGCUUCGUCACCGCGGUGCUCGGCCUUGACUGGCACCGUAAUACACCUCCUCUUCCAGACACUGGUCAAUGGUUGCUCCUGGCAUUAAAUGAGAAACUUCCUAGUGCAAUUGUUGAGAUAUUAAGAGCUCGUAUUAUUGGAUUGCACCAUUUCUUGAUGUUGUUUAUGAUGCUGGCAUUCUCUGUGCUAUUUGAUUCCGUAAGAGCUCCAGGCCUCGGACUAGGUGCCAGAUACAUGUUUACCAUGGCAAUUGGCCGCCUUCUUCGUGCCAUUACUUUUGCAUCUACAAUUCUGCCAUCAGCCCGUCCUUGGUGUGCCAAUUCUCGGUUCAGAGUUCCAGCAUAUCCUCAUCAUUGGGCUCAGAAAUAUUAUGUUCCCUAUGCUUCAGAUCAUAAUACUAUCAGCCAGUUGAUAAAUCUAGAUAAUGCUUAUGUUGACAUUGGAAAACCGGUUGGUGACUACCAGCCAUCUUGGGGUUCGAUGAGCUUUCUAACUGAUUUUCUGCGACCCACUGCCUCCGAAGGACCUUCAUGGUACAGUCUGUUAAAGAAAGCUGGAGGUGGCUGUAAUGACCUCCUAUACAGUGGCCACAUGCUUGUUGCUGUACUCACGGCUAUGGCUUGGACAGAAGCCUAUGGAGGUUUCAGUUCCGCUCUUGUAUGGCUUCUUGUAAUUCACAGUGCCCAAAGAGAAAUACGAGAACGCCAUCAUUACUCUGUAGACUGCAUUGUAGCCAUCUAUGUGGGAAUCCUCCUCUGGAAGAUGACGGGUUUUAUCUGGUCACAAGUUACAUCUAGAGAUAAUAGGAGGCUAACUAAGCUUGAGAAGAUUCAAAGUAGACUAAACCAAGCUGCAAAGGACUCAGACAUUGAUGAAGUGAGGGAGCUUCUCAAAGAGAUUGAGUUAAGCAGUGAAGAGAGCAAGAAUCCGACUACAAUUAAAUAUGCACGGUUGUUUCGUUGUGCCACUAUUGUCUUUGCACUCACCAUCGUUGUUCUGGCUUUCAUAUUGACAAGUGAUGGAUGAUCUUCAUGUGACCUGAAUUUUUUACAAUGCCACACGUGGUUUUAAACUGUUUGUUUGUAUUUUUCACGUAUUCUGGUGCUAUCAGGAGUAGUUUUGGAGUCUUCUAAAUACAAUUAAUGUACAUCACGAAUUGAGGCUAACUGUGAAUCUUUUGUAUGAAUUUUAUGAUAAAAAAGAAAUCACGGAUGAAA
Molecule: messenger RNA, 1542 nt
Organism: Gastrolobium bilobum
Lineage: Eukaryota; Viridiplantae; Streptophyta; Magnoliopsida; Fabales; Fabaceae
Product: protein PHLOEM UNLOADING MODULATOR
Exons: 4
Coding region: 65-1351 (428 amino acids)
Biological process (GO): ceramide biosynthetic process
Cellular component (GO): Golgi membrane; endoplasmic reticulum membrane
Molecular function (GO): ceramide cholinephosphotransferase activity; sphingomyelin synthase activity
Source: RefSeq, a predicted model, not a curated record